AUGGACGUGCCAAUUUCCAAGAGGCCGGUGCCUUCCACCUUCGAUGACCAUGGCCCUCCUCUGAAGAGAAUCAAGAGCCUUGACGAAGAGCCUGCACAAUACAGCGAUGCGGUCCGCAAAAAGUUGGCCUUGACGUCUCGAACGGGACAGGCUUGCGAUCGAUGUAAAGAGAGGAAGAUGAAAUGUGACACGGACCCGGUGGCAUGUCAGCCUUGUCGUCAGAAGGGUUUGCGGUGCUACACCACCGAUCGUGUGACCGGGCAAGCACGAGAAAGAGGAGAAUCGAAUCGCGCCGAGAAUGAGCUUCUAUAUUUGAGGGAACAAGUGGCCGCCUACCAGCGCAGAUAUGGCUCCUUACAGCGAUCGGAAUCUGCCAGCAAUGUGCCUACAGCGACUCCCAGGAGUUCAAUAUCUCAGUCCACGGCGUAUUCUGCGUCUCCGACAUCGUCAAGACUGGAUGCGAAGUACGUCGGCUGGCCUUCACCGGGUCAUUGCGACGGCUUUUGCUCAGGCCCGGUCAACGGUACGGUGGUGGAUAUUAUGGAUGGUGUCGUCGACAUUGCAGGCUGGGAAUGUGAAAUGAUGGAAGACUAUCCCAGCGACGUGACGGGGAAAUUUAACCUCUCAAGGACGUCGAUUGUCAAUACCAUCUGUGGAUAUCAACGUGUGGAGGACCCCAAGCUGCCAUCAAAGGAAGACGCUCUCCGAGACGCCAAUCAUUUUCUGGUUAUCAUGUCGCAAUAUGUUCCGAUCGUCCACAGGCCCAGCUUUAUGGAACUCGUUAACAGAUUCUAUGACCAGCCGAAUACGUUAACAGUUGCUGAGCGGGUUCAGGUAUUGAUUGUCUUCUCCAUCAUAGCCCAUCAAACCGCGGUAAGGAACCAUCUCCAGUCCGCUGAGAAGUUCGAGGAAUCCCACCGUUAUCUCCACUAUGGCCUGGGCUAUUAUCGCGAACUCCUUCAUGACCCGUCGCUGGCAUCGUUGCAGGCGAUGGCGCUGAUCAUCGUUCACUUUCGAAACUUGCCCAAACCAGGUGUAUCUUGGACCUAUUGCCAUCAGGUCCUGGUGCGAGCUAUCGAACUGGAAUACCACCGCGACCCGGACAAGAUUCAACUGCCUGAAGGCGAGAACAAUCCACUGUCAAAGGAACUUCGGAAAAGAGUCUUUCAUUCAAUACUCGGCGUCUGUGUGACAACGGGUUGCCGUGUUGGCUUACCAGCACCGUGGCAAUUUCAGCACAUCGACGUCCCUUUACCGAGGGCCAUUAAAGACUCCGAGAUAUCUAAGGACGGAUUGGUCGUGGAUUUGUCAGGUCAAUGCGAGUUCUGGCCUUGUCUACAUCUGGCAAAAUUACUACCCCUUCUUACCGAAUUACACAACAACAUUAUAGCUGUUAGGAAGCCGGCAGCGGAAUAUCUCCAAAAUGUGGAGGUACUGAACACGAAAAUAAAUGCCUGGCGGCAAGAUUGGGACGAGUCGACCAAAAAUGAACCAAAACAUGUCAAUCUCAGUGUCGCGACCCUUCUAUUCGAAACUUGGGCCGCCGAGUAUCAGCUAAACUUACACCACCCGGUAUGUUGUACGAGUGACGAUCCUGAGGUGAUGGAGCGACAUCUGGACAUCUGCCAUAAAUCUGCCAAACGUCUCUUGCAGAGUUUCCACCGAUUGUCAAGCAGAUAUAAAGGGGUGGAUUUCACAUGGCAUUCCACGCUGGCAUAUGCGACCGGGUUUGGCAUCACCCUCUAUGUGUACAAGAGGAAAAAAGGACCAGUUACCAUCGAGCAAUUCGAGGCAAUGCGGAAUGAACUGAAAGGUUGGACAUCGUUGAUGGCAUACGCAGACCUUGUGCUGAGGACCGGUAACCACUUGCAGAGACAGUUCCAACCUCGAGUGCAAGCUCUCGAGGAUGAGUAUCGGGCAUUGUUGGUUGAACAGCCUCCGAAGAGCAGCAACGCCCAAAGUCCACUAAGUCCAGCCAACCUUCCCAACGCUUUAGGCCCAGUGAAAGUCGAACAAUCGAAUGCGCUUCUGUUCCAAGAGCACUCUAGCCCAAAUGCAACUAUGGACCGCAAUAGCCUUCAACAACCAAUGUUCAUGCCUUCCCAAGGAGUAACUCAAAGCCAUUCAACAUCUCCAUUGAGCCAUCAACAGUCUCAGCGGCAAUGGCCUGGCAUAUUCUCAUUCCCUCAACCGCCACCACCUGGACAAGGUCCCGGACAGGGGCCGGGAGUUACAUCACCUAUAUUUACAGCCUUCUCUCAGUCCCCGAUUAGUGGACUUUCGACAUCUGCAUCCAUCCCGGUCAUUCCCACUUCGUUGUCUUCGCUGCUCAAUGACUCGGGGAAUUUCUACAUGAGUUAUCCCACGCCACCGCAGGCUCAAACUAGCCUUGGAGGAGUCGGGCUGGGUAGAGGUGCCGAUCCACAGAUGGCUUUCUCACAAAACCAUUUCUUCAACGGUCCAGGACCAAUGGACUGGCCAUUGAUUAGUAUGCCGCCAGGUCAACAGUCAUGA
Molecule: messenger RNA, 2514 nt
Organism: Fonsecaea erecta
Lineage: Eukaryota; Fungi; Ascomycota; Eurotiomycetes; Chaetothyriales; Herpotrichiellaceae
Exons: 2
Coding region: 1-2514 (837 amino acids)
Biological process (GO): regulation of DNA-templated transcription; DNA-templated transcription
Molecular function (GO): zinc ion binding; DNA-binding transcription factor activity, RNA polymerase II-specific; DNA binding
Source: RefSeq, a predicted model, not a curated record